Messenger RNA from Falco peregrinus (peregrine falcon), 14471 nucleotides. RefSeq names its product kalirin RhoGEF kinase (gene KALRN). The transcript is spliced from 60 exons. Bases 315 to 9170 code for a protein of 2951 amino acids. NCBI's taxonomy places the organism in Eukaryota, Metazoa, Chordata, Aves, Falconiformes, Falconidae. Gene Ontology annotation, biological process: axon guidance; intracellular signal transduction; protein phosphorylation. The record is from RefSeq and is a predicted model, not a curated record. Gene Ontology annotation, molecular function: ATP binding; protein binding; protein kinase activity. Gene Ontology annotation, cellular component: cytoplasm; postsynaptic density.
AGGUCGGAACAAUAGCGGGUGGAGGGGAGGGGGCCGGCGGCGAGGCUCGGCACCGGCACCCGCACCCCGCCCCGGGCCGCGCCGCCCAGCGCAGCCCGGGGGCAGCGCAGCCCAGCCCCGGGGCAGCCGCCCCGCAGGCACCGCGGAAGGGAUGAUCCGGGCGGCGCUCGGCUGGGCUCGCUGCUAAACGCGCCUCCAUCCCUCCCUCCCUCCUCUUCUCCCUCCCUCUCUCCCUCCCUCUCUCUCGGCUCUCCUCCUCCCUAACUCACUGGAUAUUACCAGCCGCCGGGCUCGCCGCCGCCUCUCCCCCAGCCAUGAAUCCUGCCGAAGGGGCGGCGGAGGAAGGCGCUGUCCCCGACUCCGAGGUGGAUGCUUUCUUCCGAACAGGUUCUUUUCGAAAUGAUGGAUUAAAAGCUGCUGAUGUCCUUCCUAUACUGAAGGAGAAAGUGGCCUUUGUGUCAGGUGGCCGUGAUAAACGAGGUGGUCCUGUCUUGACCUUCCCAGCCCGCAGCAAUCACGACAGAAUAAGGCAGGAAGACCUUCGGAAACUUGUGACUUAUUUGGCCAGCGUGCCAAGCGAAGAUGUUUGUAAACGAGGAUUCACUGUUAUUAUCGAUAUGCGGGGAUCCAAAUGGGAUUUGAUCAAACCGCUCCUAAAGACCCUUCAGGAAGCCUUUCCUGCUGAGAUUCACGUUGCCCUGAUUAUAAAACCUGAUAAUUUCUGGCAGAAGCAGAAAACGAACUUUGGCAGUUCCAAGUUCAUCUUCGAGACAAGUAUGGUAUCUGUUGAAGGCCUGGCAAAACUUGUAGAUCCUUCUCAACUGACGGAUGAGUUUGAAGGAUCCUUGGAUUACAACCACGAUGAAUGGAUAGAGUUGCGUGUCUCCUUGGAAGAAUUUUUCAACAGUGCCAUCCAUUUAUUAUCGAGGUUGGAGGAUCUCCAGGAAAUGUUGGCUAGGAAGGAGUUUCCAGUUGAUGUUGAGGGCUCAAGAAGGCUGAUCGAUGAGCACACGCAGCUUAAGAAAAAAGUGAUUAAAGCUCCUGUGGAAGAACUGGAUCGUGAGGGUCAAAGGUUAUUACAAUGCAUAAGAUGCAGUGAUGGUUUUUCUGGUAGGAAUUGCAUUCCCGGAAGUGCAGAUUUUCAAAGUCUUGUGCCAAAGAUCACCAGCCUUUUAGACAAGCUGCAUUCUACUCGGCAACACUUGCAUCAGAUGUGGCAUGUCCGCAAGCUGAAACUGGACCAGUGCUUUCAACUCCGGCUUUUUGAGCAAGAUGCUGAGAAGAUGUUCGACUGGAUCAGCCACAACAAAGAAUUGUUCCUGCAGAGUCACACGGAGAUUGGCGUGAGCUACCAACAUGCCCUUGACCUACAGACGCAGCACAAUCACUUUGCCAUGAAUUCCAUGAAUGCCUACGUCAACAUCAAUCGGAUCAUGUCUGUUGCGUCAAGGCUUUCCGAGGCAGGCCAUUAUGCUUCUCAGCAAAUUAAACAAAUAUCUAGCCAGCUGGAUCAAGAGUGGAAGAGUUUUGCUGCAGCUCUGGAUGAGCGCAGCACCAUCUUAGCCAUGUCUGCUGUCUUUCACCAGAAAGCUGAACAGUUCCUUUCAGGUGUGGAUGCGUGGUGCAAAAUGUGCAGUGAAGGAGGCCUUCCCUCAGAAAUGCAAGACCUGGAACUGGCCAUCCAUCACCAUCAGACCCUGUAUGAACAAGUAACACAGGCCUACACAGAGGUGAGCCAGGAUGGAAAAGCUUUGCUGGAUGUCCUACAGCGUCCCUUGAGCCCUGGGAAUUCUGAAUCUCUCACUGCUACUGCAAACUACUCCAAGGCUGUUCACCAGGUGUUGGAUGUGGUACAUGAAGUCCUGCAUCACCAGAGGCGCCUAGAGAGCAUCUGGCAACACAGAAAGGUCCGGCUACAUCAAAGGCUGCAGCUAUGUGUUUUCCAGCAGGAUGUUCAACAGGUUCUGGACUGGAUUGAAAAUCAUGGGGAAGCCUUUCUGAGUAAACAUACGGGAGUAGGGAAAUCUCUACACAGAGCACGCGCGCUGCAGAAACGACAUGAUGAUUUUGAAGAGGUAGCACAGAAUACGUACACCAAUGCAGACAAGCUUUUGGAGGCUGCAGAACAGUUGGCUCAGACUGGGGAAUGUGACCCUGAAGAGAUCUAUAAAGCAGCCCGGCAUCUGGAAGUACGGAUUCAGGACUUUGUCCGGAGGGUGGAACAGAGGAAACUUCUCUUGGACAUGUCAGUCUCCUUCCAUACCCACACCAAAGAGCUGUGGACAUGGAUGGAAGAUCUGCAGAAGGAGCUCUUAGAGGAUGUCUGUGCUGACUCCGUGGAUGCAGUUCAGGAGCUUAUCAAGCAGUUUCAGCAGCAACAAACAGCCACCUUGGAUGCUACACUCAAUGUUAUUAAAGAAGGGGAAGAUCUAAUUCAACAGCUCAGGGACUCCGCCGUUUCCAACAAUAAGACUCCACACAAUAGCUCCAUCAGCCACAUUGAAUCUGUCCUUCAGCAGCUCGACGAGGCCCAGGUACAGAUGGAAGAGCUUUUCCAUGAGAGGAAGAUUAAGCUAGACAUUUUCCUUCAGCUCCGGAUUUUUGAACAGUACACCAUUGAGGUUACAGCAGAGUUAGAUGCCUGGAAUGAAGAUCUGCUGAGACAAAUGAAUGAUUUCAAUACUGAAGACCUCACUCUGGCUGAGCAGCGUUUGCAACGUCACACAGAGCGAAAGUUGGCCAUGAACAACAUGACCUUUGAAGUCAUCCAGCAAGGGCAAGAUUUACACCAAUACAUCAUGGAGGUCCAAGCUUCAGGCAUUGAGCUGAUCUGUGAAAAAGACAUUGAUCUUGCAACACAGGUUCAAGAACUGCUGGAAUUCCUUCAUGAGAAACAACAUGAACUGGAGCUUAACGCUGACCAAACUCACAAGAGGUUAGAGCAGUGCCUACAACUCCGGCACCUACAGGCUGAAGUCAAGCAGGUCCUUGGCUGGAUCAGGAAUGGUGAAUCAAUGCUGAAUGCAAGCCUCGUCAAUGCAAGCUCCCUUUCUGAAGCUGAGCAGCUCCAGCGAGAGCAUGAGCAGUUUCAGCUAGCCAUAGAGUCCCUCUUUCAUGCCACUUCCUUACAGAAGACACACCAGAGUGCCCUACAGGUCCAGCAGAAAGCUGAAGUGUUGCUACAGGCUGGGCAUUAUGAUGCUGAUGCUAUCCGAGAGUGUGCUGAAAAGGUGGCCCUGCACUGGCAGCAGCUGAUGCUGAAGAUGGAGGACAGGCUCAAACUUGUCAAUGCCUCAGUGGCCUUCUACAAAACUUCUGAGCAGGUGUGCAGCGUAUUAGAGAGUUUGGAGCAAGAAUACAGACGGGAUGAGGACUGGUGUGGAGGUCGAGAUAAACUUGGACCAGCAGCUGAGAUAGACCACGUCAUCCCUCUGAUCAGCAAACAUCUGGAACAGAAGGAGGCUUUUCUCAAGGCCUGUACACUGGCACGAAGGAAUGCUGAAGUGUUCCUCAAGUACAUCCACAGGAACAAUGUCAGCAUGCCUGGAGUAGCAAGCCAUACAAGGGGGCCCGAGCAGCAAGUGAAAGCCAUUCUGAGUGAGCUGCUGCAGAGGGAGAACCGGGUCCUUCACUUCUGGACCCUGAAGAAGCGGAGAUUAGAUCAGUGCCAACAAUAUGUUGUCUUUGAGCGCAGUGCCAAGCAGGCCUUAGACUGGAUCCAAGAAACAGGCGAAUAUUACCUCUCUACUCACAACUCCACAGGGGAAUCAGCAGAAGAAACUCAGGAACUCCUGAAGGAAUAUGGGGAAUUCAGAGUGCCUGCCAAGCAAACAAAGGAGAAAGUGAAGCUCCUCAUCCAGCUGGCUGAUAGCUUUGUAGAAAAAGGACAUAUACACGCCACUGAAAUUAGGAAAUGGGUCACCACCGUCGACAAACGCUACCGUGACUUCUCUCUCAGGAUGGGGAAAUACCGCUACUCUCUGGAAAAAGCCCUUGGAAUCAAUACAGAGGAUAACAAGGACCUAGAACUAGAUAUUAUUCCAGCAAGUCUUUCAGACCGGGAGGUAAAGCUACGAGAUGCAAACCAUGAAGUCAAUGAAGAAAAAAGAAAGUCAGCCAGAAAAAAAGAAUUCAUUAUGGCUGAGCUGCUUCAGACAGAAAAAGCUUAUGUCAGGGAUUUGCAUGAAUGCUUAGAGACUUACCUUUGGGAAAUGACAAGUGGAGUGGAAGAAAUACCCGCUGGUAUCCUUAAUAAGGAACACAUCAUCUUUGGCAAUAUUCAGGAGAUAUAUGACUUUCAUAACAACAUUUUUCUAAAAGAACUAGAGAAAUACGAACAACUGCCUGAGGAUGUGGGCCACUGCUUCGUCACCUGGGCAGAUAAAUUUCAGAUGUAUGUCACCUACUGCAAAAACAAGCCUGACUCCAGCCAGCUCAUCCUGGAACAUGCAGGGACCUUCUUUGAUGAAAUUCAACAAAGACAUGGACUGGCCAACUCUAUCUCUUCUUAUUUAAUCAAGCCUGUCCAGAGGAUCACAAAAUAUCAACUCUUACUGAAGGAACUGCUGACCUGCUGCGAGGAGGGCAAAGGGGAACUCAAAGAUGGUCUGGAAGUGAUGCUCAGUGUCCCAAAGAAGGCCAACGAUGCAAUGCACGUCAGCAUGCUGGAAGGGUUUGAUGAGAACCUGGACGUCCAGGGAGAGCUGAUUCUUCAAGAUUCCUUCCAAGUGUGGGAUCCCAAGUCUCUCAUUCGGAAAGGUCGUGAAAGGCAUUUGUUCCUUUUUGAAAUCUCUUUGGUGUUUAGCAAAGAGAUCAAAGAUUCUUCAGGACACACAAAAUAUGUUUACAAGAACAAGUUACUGACCUCAGAACUGGGAGUGACUGAACAUGUUGAAGGAGAUCCCUGUAAAUUUGCUUUGUGGUCUGGACGAACACCAUCCUCAGACAAUAAAACAGUGCUCAAAGCAUCCAGUAUUGAGACAAAACAGGAAUGGAUCAAAAAUAUCCGGGAAGUCAUUCAAGAAAGGAUUAUUCAUCUGAAGGGGGCUCUGAAGGAGCCAAUUCAGCUCCCCAAGACACCAGCAAAGCAGCGAAACAACAGUAGAAGAGAUGGAGUAGAUGACGCAGACAGCCAAGGAGAUGGCAGCAGUCAACCUGACACUAUUUCCAUUGCGUCCAGGACAUCACAGAACACAGUGGACAGCGAUAAGCAUUUCGUCUACGGCAGAGACACAGGACAGUUGUCUGGAGGGUGCGAACUAACUGUGGUGCUCCAGGACUUCACAGCCAGCCACAGCAGCGAGCUGAGCAUUCAGGUGGGGCAGACGGUAGAGCUGCUGGAGAGGCCGAGCGAAAGGCCAGGCUGGUGUUUGGUCCGGACCACGGAGCGGAGCCCGCCUCAGGAGGGUCUGGUCCCCAGCAGCGCGCUCUGCAUCUCCCAUUCCCGCAGCAGCGUGGAGAUGGAUUGCUUCUUCCCUUCAGGAAAAGACGCAUAUUCGGUCUCUUCCAAUGACAAUGGCGGCAAGUCUGAUUCAGUGGCCAACUUACAACCUCAGCCAUCCCUCAACUCCAUCCAGAGCUCUCCUGGCCCCAAGCGCUCAACCAACACCCUGAAGAAAUGGCUGACUAGUCCUGUGCGCCGGCUGAACAGUGGCAAAACCGAGAGCAACAUCAAGAAACAUAAAAAGGUGCGAGAUGGCAGGAAGAGCUUUGACCUCGGCUCACCAAAGACCGGAGAUGAAACCACUCCUCAAGGAGACAGCGCAGAUGAGAAGAGCAAGAAAGGUUGGGGCGAAGAUGAACCAGAUGAAGAGUCUCACACACCUCUUCCUCCUCCCAUGAAGAUUUUUGACAAUGAUCCAACCCAAGAUGAGAUGACCCUUGAAGGAGGAUCUUACCGAGGAAGCUUAAAAGACACCACUGGCUGCUUAAAUGAGGGAAUGACGCCUUCAACUCCCCCACGAAACCUUGAAGAGGAACAAAAAGCCAAAGCAAUGAGAGGCAGGAUGUUUGUCUUAAAUGAGCUGGUACAGACUGAAAAAGACUACGUCAAAGACUUGGGAACUGUUGUGGAGGGCUUCAUGAAAAGGAUGGAAGAAAAAGGAGUUUCUGAAGAUAUGAAAGGGAAAGACAAGAUAGUAUUUGGCAAUAUUCACCAGAUCUACGACUGGCACAAAGACUUUUUCCUGGCUGAACUGGAAAAAUGUCUUCAAGAACCCGAGCGUUUAGCACAGCUUUUUAUUAAGCAUGAGCGGCGAUUACACAUGUAUGUGGUAUAUUGCCAAAACAAGCCACGAUCUGAAUAUAUAGUAGCUGAGUAUGAGGCAUACUUUGAGGAGGUUCAACAGGAAAUAAGCCAACGGUUAACCAUCAGUGACUUUCUAAUCAAACCCAUUCAAAGAAUAACUAAAUACCAGCUUCUUCUCAAGGACUUCCUGAGGUACAGUGAAAAAGCUGGUCUGGAGUGCUCCGAUGUAGAGAAAGCAGUUGAAUUAAUGUGCCUUGUACCAAAACGUUGCAAUGAUAUGAUGAACCUGGGUCGCCUGCAAGGCUUUGAGGGCAAGCUGACAGCGCAAGGCAAGCUGCUGCAGCAGGACACCUUCUAUGUGACAGAGCAGGAUUCUGGCGUUCAGUCUCGACCAAAGGAGCGUAGGGUGUUUCUCUUUGAGCAAAUAGUUAUUUUCAGCGAACUCCUUAGAAAAGGAUCUUUAACACCAGGCUACAUGUUCAAGAAAAGCAUAAAGAUGAACUACCUUAUCAUUGAAGAAAAUGUGGACAACGAUCCCUGCAAGUUUUCUCUAAUGAGCCGGGAAACAUCAGAGAGAGUCAUUUUACAGGCAGCUAAUCCAGAAAUUCAACAAGCUUGGGUACAGGACAUCAACCAGGUCCUGGACACACAAAGAGAUUUCCUAAAUGCGCUACAGUCUCCCAUAGAGUACCAACGCAAAGAAAGUAGCUCAGCAGUGCUGAGGCCCCAGACCAGUAGGGUCCCUCAGCCCAACAGCAGACCCUAUUCUUCUGUUCCAGUAGGGUCUGAGAAGUCUUUGAAGGCUACAAGCCGUAACCCAUCUCUCCCACCCCUGAAGAUAUCUACCUCCAACGGCAGUACAGGGUAUGAACACUCACAGCCCGGAGACAAGUAUGAACAAAGCAAGACUGAUUUGGGAGGGUGCAAUGGGACCUCUUCCAUGGUGGUGAUUAAAGAUUACUAUGCACUGAAGGAGGAUGAGAUCUGUGUGAAUCAAGGAGAGGUGGUUCAGGUCCUUGCUAUCAACCAGCAGAACAUGUUCCUGGUUUACCAGCCUGCAAGCGACCACUCUCCAGCCGCUGAAGGAUGGAUCCCCGGCAGUAUCUUGGCUCCCCUUACUAAAUCCACUACAGAUAAUAGCGACGGAAGCAUCAAGAAGUCAUGUUCAUGGCAUACCCUGCGCAUGAGAAAGCGGGCGGAAAAGGAGAGCAGUGGCAAAAAUGAAGCCAAUGGGCCACGUAAAUCCAAGGAUAUUCUGGGGAACAAAGUCUCUGUUAAAGAGACAAACAGCUCAGAGGAAUCAGAGUGUGAUGACCUUGACCCCAAUACUAGCAUGGAGAUAAUCAACCCCAAUUUCAUUCAAGAAGUGGCUCCAGAGUUUCUUGUGCCAUUAGUGGACAUUACCUGCCUGCUCGGCGACACAGUGAUGCUGCAGUGCAAAGUCUGUGGACGGCCCAAACCAACUAUAACCUGGAAAGGACCAGAUCAGAACAUUCUUGACAAUGACAGCAGCACAGCCACUUACACAGUGUCAUCCUGUGACUCUGGGGAGCUGACCUUGAAGAUCUGCAACCUGAUGCCUCAGGACAGUGGCAUUUACACCUGUGUGGCAACCAACGAACACGGAACCGCAUCAACCUCUGCAACCAUCAAAGUUCAAGGUGUCCCAGCUGCCCCAAAUCGCCCCAUUGCUCAGGAGAGAAGCUGCACUUCUGUGAUCCUACGCUGGCUACCCCCAUCCAGUACAGGCAAUUGCACCAUCUCAGGCUACACUGUGGAGUACAGGGAAGAAGGCUCACAGGUCUGGCAGCAGUCAGUAGCCUCAACUUUGGACACAUAUCUUGUCAUUGAGGACCUGGCCCCAGGCUGCCAGUAUCAGUUUCGAGUGAGUGCCAGCAAUCCCUGGGGGAUCAGCUUGCCCAGCGACCCUUCUGAAUUUGUGAGGCUCCCAGAGUAUGACUCUGCUGCUGAUGGUGCCACUAUUGCAUGGAAGGAAAACUUUGACCUCGCUUAUGCAGAGCUGCAUGAGAUUGGGAGGGGUCGCUUCUCCAUAGUAAAGAAAUGCGUUCACAAAGCCACCCGGAAAGACGUUGCUGUGAAAUUCAUUAGUAAAAAAAUGAAAAAGAAAGAGCAGGCAGCACACGAAGCAGCUUUGUUACAGCACUUACAGCAUCCUCAGUACAUCACUAUCCACGAUACCUACGAGUCUCCUACUUCUUACAUCUUAGUUUUGGAACUGAUGGAUGAUGGUCGUCUCUUAGAUUAUCUAAUGAACCAUGAUGAACUUAUGGAGGAAAAAGUCGCUUUCUAUAUAAGAGACACAAUGGAAGCCUUACAGUAUCUUCACAACUGCAGAGUGGCUCACUUAGACAUAAAGCCAGAAAAUCUGCUCAUUGAUUUAAGAAUCCCGGUACCUCGUGUCAAGAUCAUUGAUUUGGAAGAUGCAGUUCAGAUCACAGGUCAUUACCACAUCCACCACCUCCUUGGAAACCCAGAGUUCGCAGCUCCUGAAGUUAUCCAAGGCCUUCCUGUCUCUCUGAGCACAGAUAUCUGGAGCAUUGGGGUCCUCACCUAUGUCAUGUUAAGUGGUGUCUCUCCAUUCCUGGAUGAAAGCAAAGAGGAGACUUGUAUCAAUGUGUGCAGAGUAGAUUUCAGCUUCCCGCCUGAGUACUUCUCCGAUGUGAGUCAUGCUGCCAGGGAUUUCAUCAACGUUAUCCUCCAGGAAGACUUCAGGAGAAGGCCGACAGCAGCCACUUGUUUACAGCAUCCGUGGCUGCAACCACACAACGGCAGCUAUUCCAAGAUCCCACUGGAUACCUCCCGCUUGGCUUCCUUCAUCGAGCGCCGCAGGCAUCAGUACGACGUGCACCCAGUCCCCAGCAUCAAGAGUUUCCUGAUGAGCAGGCUGAACCCAGGGACGUAAUGCCUCCAUCGCUGGGGUCCCACACUGCUGGUCCUGAGGCAAGGUGCAGGGAGCAAGCAGGUGCAAAGCGGAUCUGUCUGUACAUAGUCCCGUAUUUGGCGUUAGCAUUUCACAUGGCUUCCCUAACUGCAGGGUACAAACCAUUGCGGAGGUGGCAGCACCUGCCCGCUUCCUUGGGACCAAAGCACAGGGGGUAAUGGCAGCGGGUACCUGCUCCCUCCCCUUGGCAGGCUCCUCUCGGGACACGUGGUAUUCUUGCAUCCACUGCCAAAAAAAGGAACUGUGGGAAGCAAACGCCAACUGGAAAUGAGAGCCAGAAUUGCAGUUGCCUUAACCUUUGUGAGGCAGCCUUACAAGAAAUCCUCUUGAUCUUGCUGAAUUGAAUUCAAAAUGUACGAGAGAUUAGGAGUAGGAUAGUGGGGGGGGGGGGGGGGGGGGGGGCGGAGUGAGACUAGGCUGACCUUAGCAUGUACUGCAGAACCGGACUGAAGUCGGUUUUUGCUGAAAUUGUUGCAAGUCUGCUCCAGGUUAACAGACAGAUUUUUCAUGCCCCGAAUGCCCAGGUCUGCCAUGAUUGCAGUGGGGACUUUGUCUGCAUAGGACAUGCAAGAUCAGGCUCUAGUCACUGCUGGAUCAGCUUCCGUGGUGGCAUGGCUUACAUACACUCUUGUUGCAUGGUAGUGCUCAGACCAAAAUCCCCCAUUAAUCCUUGGGCUUUCUGCUGUGUCAAGUCAACAUGCAGUACCUUUUGGAGCUACGAUUAAGGCAAUGAAUUCAUUGGAGCAUACAGCUGGUUUUGACUAAGCACAAUGGGACUAUGAUGGGUUUUUUAAAAGCAUUUUAUACACACUGUACAGAAAUCUUUUGCAAAACCUGUGCAUUGAGAAAAGGCUGUGUCCAAUUUUUGCAGUAUCUGUAAACUAGAUGAUGAUGAUGAAGACAUUUUUUUCUAUCACAGGUUUUCAGUAUACAUAUAUUGUAUCAUAUAUAUAAAUAUAUAUAUAUAUAUAAAGGAUCUUGUUCCAUUUCUAGCUUCAGAAUUGCUUGGCCCAAAGUCCAUCUAAGCCUUUCAGAGUGUGGUAGGAAUGGUGAGUUCAUCCUUGUGCUUACAGCUUGAAAAUUGUUUUCAGUGUUUAAAGUACGUCAUUUGUUUCAUUUCCAAACUUGUAAAUACCUCUCAGCCCCCGUUAGCACCUCAUCAACAAAGCAUUCAUGAGGAUAUUUUUAUGUCCGAAGCCUAAUUUGUAACAAAAUAAAAAAUAUUCACAAUUAAAACAUUGCUCUCUUGCAAGCCAAGUUGCAACAUCGUCAUAUUGAUGUUACAGUGAUGGAGCCAGCCUUAAGUAUAACCAAUGCAGGGAGUCUGCAGUGACAAAACCCCAGUUUGUAGGCUGGCCAAAUUUUCUUCUCUAGCAGUGGGAGUGGGAGGGGAAACACCUCCCCAGCUAGGUCUUCUCUCUCCUGCUGCUGCACCAUAAAACCCUGCAGCCUUGUAGGGUGGCGAUCAAGGAGAUAUUUUUCCCACCACCACCCCCGGCAUGCGAGGACUUUGUCUUGGUGCUGAGAGACAUUGCUGUGCCUGUAAUGGAAAAUGUCAGUUGUUACCAAAGGUUUUCCUAAGGAAAAGGGCUUGAUCUGACCAUGGGUGCUCAGUAUAGACUCUCUUGUAAGGGCAAGAGUCAAAUUUAAUUUACCAUCCAAGUAACUGCACUGUGAGCCUGCCAUGUACCUGCAGGAGCAAAAGCUGUCUCUGCCAGCAGGUAGUGGAGAUACUCUGCAAGUACUGUUAAAUUCUCAGGGCUCUGCUAGCCCCUUUUUUUGAUCCACCUCCAAGCUCAGUUUCACAGCAGGUAGGAGACCUAACCUCUUUGUGCUUGCUCUAUCAGUAUGCUGGAGUGGUCAGUGUUUUGCUAGUGGAGAAGAAAGGAGGCACAGCAAAAAAACCAACGUUCAGCACUGUGUGCAUCUAAUACAAGGACAGACCUUGAGGCUGGGGAGCCACAGUCAGAAGUCUGAGCCCAGGUGCCUGAGCAGAGUCAGAAGUGGUGUACAAGGCUGUGUGGCUGAUGGAGAGAGAUUUGAGACAGAGGGAAGUGGUGGAAAGGCUUGAAAGAGGGGGUGUUCACAGAAAGCUGAACCUUCUGGAUCCAUGAGAACCUAUCUCGGUUCCUCUGUAGUACAGCAGCUAAUUUUCUAAGCAAUCCAGCAGCACCUCUUAGACAAAGACUCUCAUCCUGAGCAAGAGUGUGAAGUAUGUGACUUCUUAGCAAUGGAAACUUCUUCAGACAGCAGUCAUCAAGGGGUGUCUUUAAUUAGCACCAGCCUCAGGUACUCUCUCACUACAGGACUGUUUGUACUUCUUCCUAUUUGUCAAAGCUGGCUCUUUGUGCUGGAUUGUGCUGCCCUUAAAAAAAUAUUUAUGGAAGUGUGGUUUAUAAAACCCACAGCUUUUAUUAGCCCUGUUAAACCGGGUACAGUUUAAGCCACAGCCUUUCUGCUUGGCAUUAAUACAAACAAAUUCUCGUGUAUCACAUGAAAUCUGGAGUUAUUUAGCAUUUUAUUUUCCUACUUCCUACACUUGCAUCUCAAACUGCAACAGCAGACACUUUGGAUGCACAGGGGAGAAAAGCUCGAUUGUUUAAGAGAGUAGUUAAGCCUCAUUGCCAUCAAAUAACAGGGGGGUGGGAAACAAACAAAAGGCUGAAAGGGAAUACGUGUUUAGGUAUCGGUGCUCAGGUUCAAAAAAGAGAUUCCUUAUUAAGGGAGAGCUGGAGGUGCUGAACUCUGAAGAUUUUGAGUAUUAUGGGAUUGCUUUCCUUUAUGGUUCUGUUUUUUCCAUAUUCAUGUCAAAGAACUCCUCUUCUUCCUGGGCACUGCUCUUCAUACAGCACAUUCAGGAAAACUUGAACUCAUUAUUACUUCCAGAUACAUUUGUGAUGAUCAACCAUUCUUGCAUUUUAUCGCAAAGAUUUCUUUUGCCUGAAUGCUAUCAAGUUGACAGAAAAUGUUGCUGCAUGAUAAAUACAGAGGAAGUAUUCUGACCUUGCUCUCUCCAGGUCUUUUGCAGCCCACCUGUGGCCCCUCUGCAGUUCCAACAGAUCCUGUAACUCUGUUGUAAAUUGUAACUUUGCUGUAAAGAGAUUACAGAAGCUCAGUAAGUAGGCCUGGAGUGAGCCCACUGGGUGGGAAGCUCCACAGCCAACCCCCUUUGCAGCAUUCUUUAACUACUGGAUCUUUUUGUGUAUGAAAUAUUGCCUGUAACAAACAUGUGGUAACGCAGUUUCUCAUAGAGUUCUGUUAGGCCUUUACAAAGCUCCCCAGAGAGCAGCUGACUCUGAGAGGAAGAUUUCCACCUGCAGCUUUACCACUCAGGGUUUUCCCAAGGUGGCUGAGUGAAGGUGUAGUGGCAGCUGCACCCUCUGGCUUCUGCAGCAGCUUCGUACCAACUAGCAUGACCAACAGUAACGCCAGCCACAGAGCACCGCCAGCUCAGCGCAGACUGGCACUGUGCACACAGCCACCACCUUCAGGCAUCUUGACCGUGCUCUUACCCUGCACUGACAUCAAAGUACAUGUGCUCACCGUGUCCGCCAGUGCUGGGCUGGGACUGGCCUGCAGGAAGGCAGCAGCAAAGGUGCCAGUGAAACAGAGCCCAGAGGGCACGGUGACAUGUGGCAUUCAUUAUUUAAUAUGGCUACAUUGAAAGAACACACGUGGCAACGAGAACUCACCUCUCUCCCUCUGCUCCACUUCAAGGAGCCGGGCCAGGCAGUUUCACUCCUAGCCAUCAAAUAGGAAAUCUGAUUGCCCGUGUAAUAGUGUCAGCUCCCAUCGGCUGUCCAAAGCACUUGCUGCCCUGUGGGAGAUCCCCACCACUCCACACAGCUGCCAACCCCCUACGCAUGCUACUACAGGGAUGACACACAGCCAGGCCAGGGUUUUAGACUGUAGUAUUUCAAAGCAAUCCAGGAUUUAGAAUGUAUAAAUUUUCUCUGUUCCUACUUGUACCAACAAGCCUUGUUUAGUUUUACUGCCCUUUUAAAUGACUAUUUUUUUCCCAGUAACAUUUAUAUUUAAAAGCAUUUUACUUUUAAAUAAAGUUAAUGCUGAGACAAAAUCUGUGCCCUUGACCGACAUUUACAAGUUCUGAGGCUUCAGUGGAGUUCAUCAGCAUUUCUGAGCAUGCUAUUAGGCCCGUGUUACAAAUACUGUGAAAAAAGGUUAAGCAGAACCACACAUUAUGACCUGACAAUAUACAACUGUAUUUUAAUACCCUUGCCCUGACAGGACUGCAUCAAGUCACUGGAUAAUGUAAAUUUCAGAGGCAGAUGUAAAGGCUAGUCUGUAUAUACAGAGGUCUAACAGAUAAUUAACACGCACAGGGGCCAACCACCUGAUUUUAUUUCUGUUCCUUUCACUGCAGAGGUAAAUUCUCCUCUAACACAGGGCUUGGAUUUAUUUUCCAGCUCAUUCUUUCAUGUCCCAUCAGAAAAUGGUGCUCUCCCAAGGAAACAAAAUAAAAUCCCAUUGUACUAGGCUGACUGCACACUGCCAUCAAGUGAUGAAUUCUCGUUCUGGGAUCUGUGUAGUGGUGAAUGUUACCAUAGCGUCAGGAUGCUGAAUAUUCGCUGUAACUGUAGUCUUUAUUAUGAAGCUAGUGAAAAAAACAACAUCUUCUCUACUCAAGCCAUAUUUCACCUUCAUGUCCAACUUCUGAUGCUGGUGCUUUUACUUCUCUUUCUACCAAACUGUUCAGCGUUGCUCUGCCACUGAGAUCAAUUUGCUGAUAACUUUUGGAAGGCAAAUGCAACAGAAGGUGCAAAAAACCCCCCCUUACAUCUCAGAUAAGAGCAUUACUGAGAUAAGAGCAAACAGCUGGAAUAUGUAGAUGCUUUUCAAUCUUUGCAACGAUUGACUGAAGGAGGAAAAAAGAAACAGUAUUGCUAACAGCUCAGCAUUUUCAAGGUGCAAAGUAAUUCCACAGCCUUAAUUAUUUCAGUGUAUUGCUGUUCUGCCUUAAAUGUAUCUUCAGUUUUAAUGCGGAUUUCAUUUUGUAUGCACACAAUGUUGUUUUGUAAAGGUAAGUUUGUAAAUAUUUCCUUUGUAAGUCUAACCACUCAUGUGUACUGUUGUGAGGUGAUUACUUGCUGUCCCAUGUUGUUAUUCCUGUACUGCGGUAUAUAUGAUCACCUACGGAUGUAGCUUCGAACUGUACAUCUUCUGUCCCCGCAUUCCCAUAAAUAGAGUAUACUAAUGAUUUAGUUUCUGGGCUUUUUUGAUUAAACACCGUUGUUGAGAGAA